Nezara viridula (southern green stink bug) is the source of this 267-nucleotide messenger RNA. NCBI's taxonomy places the organism in Eukaryota, Metazoa, Arthropoda, Insecta, Hemiptera, Pentatomidae. The record is from the annotation of a GenBank genome assembly.
AUGGUCGGGUCCCCGCAAGGUCAUUCUGUCCUGAGGGGUGUCCGCCAUAAUGGCAUCGCCCUACACGUGCUGUCUUCCUCUUAUCAUACCGGCCUCUCAUUGGACCAUUCCCGCUCAAUCUUUGCCAAUAUGGCCGUCAUUAAACCAUCGGGUUUCGUCACGUAUUGUCAUCCUACCAUAUCAAACACAAAACCUCGAUGGGCUGGUAAAUAUGACAAGGCGUGCUCGAAAUACAAUAGAAGGGUUUACUAUAAGAUCGCGUUAUGA